Lutzomyia longipalpis is the source of this 1565-nucleotide messenger RNA. Its product is annotated as CD63 antigen. Gene Ontology annotation, cellular component: membrane. The transcript has 5 exons. NCBI's taxonomy places the organism in Eukaryota, Metazoa, Arthropoda, Insecta, Diptera, Psychodidae. The coding region runs from base 444 to 1190 and encodes 248 amino acids. The record is from RefSeq and is a predicted model, not a curated record.
UAAUUCGUCUUCACGUGUGCCAACAUCGUCGGCAGUUAUCAUAAUUAUCACCCACAAUACCACCACCCCCACUCGUUAAUAUCCCGUGAAAUACGCAAAUAAAACAGGUGAGAAUCGCAUCCGCUAAUUUGUCUCACGGAAAAAAGGCAAAAUUGCGAUCUCUGCGCAAUUUUCCGGGAUUUUUCAUUCCAAAUUUUCGCCCAUGAUAUGUGUAAAAAAAGUGGGUUUUCUUGCUAUCACAGGUGUUCGUACGUACAAUAAUUAAUGAUAAGAGAGCCACAGGGAAUUUACUUUUGUGCUCAAAGGUGAAAAAAGUGAUUUUUUUGGUGAAUUUUUGUGCAGUGUGAGGGAGUUUUAGAGAAGAGAGUGUGAGGAAAAAUCCUCAAUCACAACAAACAGAAUUUUCGUGAAUUUGGGAGGAAGAGCGCACAAAAACAGCCAAGAUGACUCUCUUAUCUGGUGGCGACAACGUUAUUAAAUACCUCCUCUUCAUAUUUAAUUUUCUCUUUGUGAUCACCGGUAUAAUUCUCCUUUCUAUCGGUCUUGCCGUUCAAGGAGUCUUCUUUGGGUAUGAACACCUCCUGGCUGAUAGAUUCUUCGCAAUUCCAGCUUUUCUCAUCGCUAUUGGCGUUAUCAUCUUUAUCAUUGCCUUCUUUGGAUGCUACGGAGCAAUCAGGGAAAACUACUGCAUGGUCCUGACCUUCUCUAUUCUCCUGGUUUUGGUCUUCAUCCUGGAGCUGGCUGCAGGAAUCAGUGGCUACGUCCUGAGGAAUGAAACAAAGACACUGAUCGACAGGAGUCUCCGAGACAGUAUGGUGGGCUUUGUGACUCAAGAUGAGGCCGCAACACACACCACAGCUCUUUGGGAUUCAAUUCAGAGAAAUUACUACUGCUGUGGCGCCUACAACUCCACUGAUUGGAUUGCUCUGGCGGAGAAUACAAAGAAUCAGACCCCCAUGUCCUGCUGCGAGAUCCCCGUGGGAUUGAUGGGACCUUUUGAGUGUGAUCAACCACUAGCCACCAAUAGGACAGGUUGCGUCGAGGAGUUUGGCUCCUUCAUCCAGGCACACGCUGUAAGUUUGGGAGCUGCCGGAAUUGCCAUUUGCAUCAUCCAAUUCAUCGGGAUCUUCUUCGCUUGCUACCUAGCGAGACAGAUAAAGAAUAAGCAGGGAGGCCAUGCAGGCUUCUGAGUUAGCAGCUAAACCAAAUGAGGUUGUUUCUUUCUAAGACAAAUUCCACCCAAACCCCCUCUAAUUUCUGAGGACCUGAAGAAGGUGGUUUUUGUUCUCCCAAAAAUACUGUAUUUUCCUCUUUAUUCUUAAUUUAUUCAGCACAGCAAAAUCAGGCUGUUAAAAGAUAAAAAAAAAACAUCCAAAUGAAAUUUUAUUACAUUUUCUUGCUCCAUCGAACAUUUCAUUGAUUUAAAGAAUUUUUCGCCCAAGAGAUUCAUCGUGUAUACCUACAUAUAAAAGGGAUUGGCUAGACAAAUAUAUUUUUUUUGUAAAAUUAUUUGUGAAAUUAAAAAAAAAAUGUGACAGAGAUAAUAAAAUGGAUUAUAAAAGUGA